AGUGUUGCUUUGAAACGCUGGAGAUGGGGGAGGGGGAUGUGAGUCCCUAGAUUUGCUAUCCUCCGUCCCUUGGGGCUUUGAGAUUGCACGUCUGGAGUUGGGUUUGACCCGGGACCUGCAGCCGGAAAUGACCCCAAGCCCUGCGGUGUAGGGAAGCAGAAACUACUCACUUAAUGUGUGAUCCUUCCCUGUAUAUCAUAAGUAAUGAGGAUAAAGACCCCACCUGCCAGAAUUGUUGUGCAGAUCGAAGCAGUUGAGCUAAAUUGAAAGAAGAGUAAAGACCUCUAAAAAAUCAUCUGGAAAUAUCCCUAAAUAUUUGUAACUGUGUAUAAGCAGCUAAAGAGAAGUAGGCCUCCAACAAAAUUAACUAAAUAAUUGAGGCAGGGUUUUGUGCGUGUCAUCAGUUCUAUCCAGAAGUUGAAGAAUCUUCCUUUGAGUUUAAGGAUUGUGUGCACUUAAUGAGAGAAUGCCUUUUCAGUUUAAUUUCACAAUAGAAGACCAUCUGGAAGAUGAAUUAAUACCCCUUGAAGAUGGAGCUUUGGCCCUGGAUUUCUCUAAAGAGUCUUCAGUCUCAGAAAGACAAAAAGGUAAACACAGUGAUAAAAAAUCUUCUACAGAACAGUUUGACUUGCUUCAGGAUCUUUUGUGGGAACAUCAGUCAGGGGGAAAUGCAGCUCCCUCUCAAGACACAGACCACUCACUCAAUGGAACGAACAGUUUAAGUAACCUGGAGCCAUAUGAAAAAAAGCCCUGCUUGAGAGUUGCCAAAGAACAUGCUCUGCCUAAAGAUUUAAAGAAAGUGUUAGAAAGUAAAGUCAUAGAAACAUUACCAGGCCUUCAGCAUGUUAACAUAUCAGUAGUGAAAACCAUCCUUUUGAAAGAUAACUUUUCUGGAGAAAACAUCAUUUCAAAAAGCUUUUCUUCUCACUCUGAUCUGAUUACAGGUGUUUAUGAAGGAGGUUUAAAAAUCUGGGAGUGUACCUUUGACCUCCUGGCCUAUUUUACAAAGGCCAAAGUGAAAUUUGCUGGGAAAAAAGUGUUGGACCUUGGUUGUGGUUCAGGGUUGCUGGGUAUAAUGGCAUUCAAGGGAGGGGCCAAAGAAAUUCAUUUUCAAGAUUAUAACAGUGUGGUGAUUGAUGAAGUAACUUUACCUAACGUAGUGGCUAACUCCACUUUGGAAGAUGAAGAAAAUGACCUAAAUGAGCCAGAUGUGAAAAGAUGCAGAAAAUCAAAAGUAGCACAAGAAUUAUGUAAAUGCCGGUUCUUUUCUGGGGAAUGGUCUGAGUUUUGUAAGCUUGUACUAAGCAGGGAAGAACUCUUUGAAAAAUAUGAUCUCAUUCUUACCUCAGAAACCAUUUACAAUCCUGAUUAUUAUGGUCCUUUGCACCAAACAUUCGUUAGAUUGUUAGGUAAAAAUGGUCGGGUGCUUAUGGCCAGCAAAGCACAUUAUUUUGGGGUGGGUGGAGGUAUUCAUCUCUUUCAGAAGUUUAUAGAGGAAAGGAAUGUAUUUGAGACUAGAACACUCGAAAUAAUUGAUGAAGGACUAAAGAGAUUCCUAAUUGAAAUGACUUUUAAAUACCCCAGUUAAUGUCCAUUGUUUCCUAAAUAAACAGAAUAAUGAAGACUUCGUUAUGAA
Sus scrofa (pig) is the source of this 1636-nucleotide messenger RNA. It is a transcript of the gene METTL18, whose product is annotated as methyltransferase 18, RPL3 N3(tau)-histidine. Lineage: Eukaryota; Metazoa; Chordata; Mammalia; Artiodactyla; Suidae. Gene Ontology annotation, molecular function: protein-L-histidine N-tele-methyltransferase activity. Gene Ontology annotation, cellular component: nucleus. Gene Ontology annotation, biological process: peptidyl-histidine methylation, to form tele-methylhistidine. The record is from RefSeq and is a predicted model, not a curated record.